GCUAGAGACACAGAAUAAAAACAGGCCUUUUGAGAGUGUUUUAAAGGGGCGCAAGUGGGGAUUUUUUAUUUCUUUUUCAUUGUUAAUUCAGAAAGAAAGAUUAGACAGUGAUUAAGAAUUUAAGAUACUGUAAUUCUGAGGACAACAAGGCUGUCAGUUGGGAUUUGGGGUUAUUCUAAAAAGCAAGGAGGCUUUGGCUUGUCACGGUUCCAAACAUUUGAAGUAAGCAAGAUCAACGGCUCCAAAUUCGUUUUCCCCAAUACAGUUUUGAGUAUAGAGAAAUUGCGGGUUUCAGAUCACAAUAACAUCGAACAUACGAUGCGUUUUAAGUGGUUCUUGUCAGUUAUUUACCGGUUAUGGCUCCUCAGAGAGACGAAAUGCCACUCCAAGUAUCUUCUCAAAGCUCUCCGAUCCUCAAACAAACACAAUCUCCAUCCAAUCCCUUCAGGGGUUCCUCCCAGUGGAAUCUUCAAUAUCAGAAGUGGAAGUUUGGGGACUUGGUGGUAAGACUGCAAAGGAAAUCCAGAAUUCAUACAAGAAAAGAGGAGCUUUUCACUGAGCAAAGACGCAAGGUUGACUUAAAAACAUUUUCAAAUUGGGAAGAUUCACCUGAAAAGAUGAUGAUGGAAAUGAUGGCAGCGAGAAGAUCACUGAGCAAUUGAACAACAAG
Durio zibethinus is the source of this 670-nucleotide messenger RNA. RefSeq lists its product as uncharacterized. The record is from RefSeq and is a predicted model, not a curated record. NCBI's taxonomy places the organism in Eukaryota, Viridiplantae, Streptophyta, Magnoliopsida, Malvales, Malvaceae.